AGAGGAGUUGCUUGGUAGGCGCUUUAUUCGACUUGGAGCCAUCGCGCUGUAGUUGCUCAGCUCGGUGAUUUGAUGCCGUAUUGUCUACCUUCGGCCACCUUUUGCGAGUUUCCUUAGUCGCGUGGGAGUUUCUCCUCGUCAUCUCGAUCAGCUAUGUUCUGCUGCGGCGACCCUGAUUUCUUCCAUGCGUCGGACCCUGAGGGUGCGUCGCUCAGGCUUCUCCACUGGAACGUCUGUGGGAGCGGUCUGACUGAGACGCCCGCGAGCUUAGGAUUCCACCCCGAGUUCGAGGAGGACUUCUCCGCGCUGCUGCAGGUGCUGCACAGAGACAAGGAGGGGGAGGCCUUCUGGGGCUUCAGCAAGGCGAGGGACUACACGCAGCUGCCGCCAAUCAGGGAGAUCCGGAGCCUGUUUUUCUCGUUCAUCGACUUGGUCUACUCCCUAUUGUAUCAUCCCUUGGGCGGGGAGGUGCGAUUGGGGACCUCAUCCCCUGGAGAUGAGCCUGACCUAGCGAACACGCUUCGCUGCCUAUUCUUGCGCACCACGCUGAUGGACAACUCCAAGCCGCCCUCGUCGUCAAACCACUGGACGGUGCCGCAGUUCGAGCGAGAGAUGGAGCUCCUCCCGGCGACAGAGGACGUCAGGAGGCAGCUCCGUCGAAUGAAAGAGAACGCCUUCUCGCCCAGCGGCUCCCUCACGUGGGAGCGCAGCGAUGUCGACCAGAAGGUGUGGAAGAGGCAGGACAACAUAUGGAGUAAGUGGUCUUCGAGCGUUGAGAUAUUCAAGCGUCAGGAGGGUGUUACAGAGAAGAAAACGGAUGACGCGUUGACUCGUUUCAUCACUUUUGGUUACGAGGAGGAGGCCUUCACAGGAGGUCUUAAAAGGAGCGCCUCAAGAAAGCUAACAAACAUUCGGAAAGGCGUUUCAAUGGUUGUCUCAUCAAUGAUUUCUGCAAGGAUAUCACAACCUAGAUCUCUUGUCUCCGUCGUUCAAGACAACAAGGGCGAUAUUAUUCGAAUCCAAUCGCUGACGCUUCAUUCUGCGAUGCAUUGGUUGCUCAUCGCGAUGUGCAGACACUCAAUAGACAAUGCGGCCGCUGAGCUAGCCAUUCGCAGCUUCGCCGGUGUUCCUGCAGUUCCAAAAGACGCAGAGGCGCGUGCGGGCAUUAUCUUUCCUCGCGUCCUUCAGGCAGUCGAGCUGUGGCUCACGGAGGCAACACUGACGGCCCGGCAUGCAAAGUUCUGCCGCAAAGUGAAGGACGUGAUGCCUCAGCUCAUCACCGCGGUCGAGUACGACGGCCAGUGGCGGCUGCUUCCGCUGCCCGCCGAGAGGUACCGGGCCGUGUGGGGUGCGGGUACCGCCGUGGUCUUCUUCGACUCGGAGGAGUUCGAGUGGCUCGAGGAGUUCCAGGGGGUUCCCGUCCGCCCAAGUGUGGAUGCGAUAGAGGUCGACUCCUGGGUGAAGCUUGGCACCAUGAUGUCGGUGACGCCCAAGUCCUCCUGCGUGGCGCUGCUCAGAAGACGGAACGACGCCUCUCUCUUCAUUGUGAUCGCUGUGCACCUGGAGAGCGCGCCCCCGAGCAACACCUACGGCGCAAGGCUGCGUGCGGAGCAGCUGCGGGCGCUGCUGAGGCACCUGUCGUCGCUGGUGCAGCGGCUGCGGGCGGCCGGGCAGGGCUGCACGGUGCUCGUGGGGGGCGACUUCAACACCCUGCAGGAGGAGUUCGUGUACGGGACGACGGAGGAUUUCUGGCAGUGCGAGGGCGUGCGUGCUGUGCAGCCUCCUCUGCGGCGACCCAAAGUAGAACCUGCCCCCGCACCCGAACCACCAGUUGCCCGGUUCGACGACGCCGGAAGAGUUCACUUGCUGUGUGAGGUGGCCGAUGGUGGCGAUCUGCGCCAGGCUUCCCACCACGAGGGGAUGCGCUGCACGCGCGCAGGGUCCUCCAUGGUCAUCGACUUCGUCUUCGCGGGGUCCGCCAGCGCCGACGCCGGCAAGGGCAAGGAGUCCAAAGAGUUUCGUGCCCUGAAGGUGUCAACUUCAGAAGAGAUGGACAUGGCCGCACGCGCGGACUCGGGCAUCUUCCAUGCCGUGAAGGAUCUCGGCAGCGAUCACCUGCCUGUCGGAUGCGAGAUUCCGAACUGAGUGUAACACUAAGUGUGGCCACGUACUGCUUGCGUUAAUGACUAAAAAGUGC
Messenger RNA from Prorocentrum cordatum, 2197 nucleotides. NCBI's taxonomy places the organism in Eukaryota, Dinophyceae, Prorocentrales, Prorocentraceae. The record is from the annotation of a GenBank genome assembly.